GGGGACGAAACCUUUAGUGGAGAGUCAUGGCUGCGGAUGUACGGCUACCUCCCGCAGGCUAGCAGGCAGAUGUCCACUAUGCGCUCAGCUCAAAUCCUGUCCAAUGCCAUCAGUGACAUGCAGCGCUUCUACGGGCUGGAGAUCACCGGAGAGAUGGACCCCGGCACUAUUGAGGCCAUGAAGAGACCCCGCUGUGGGGUCCCAGACAAGUUUGGGGCUCAAAUCAAGACCAAUGUUCGACGGAAACGUUACGCCCUCACUGGCCACAAGUGGGACAAAACUCACAUAACCUUCAGUAUCCAAAACUACACUCCUAAAAUUGGGGAAUACAACUCAUAUGAGGCCAUCCGAAGGGCUUUCAGAGUGUGGGAGAAAGUGACGCCACUCACAUUUGAUGAGAUCCCUUUUCACGAGGUGAAAUAUGGCCGUCGGAAGGAGCCCGAUAUCAUGAUCUUCUUUGCAUCUGGUUUUCACGGGGACAGCUCACCAUUUGAUGGAGAAGGUGGUUUUCUGGCUCAUGCUUACUUCCCUGGUCCGGGGAUGGGGGGAGAUACUCACUUUGACUCGGAUGAACCGUGGACCAUUGGGUCACAAAACCUACAAGGUAAUGAUCUGUUCCUGGUAGCCGUUCAUGAGCUGGGCCAUGCCCUUGGACUGGAACACUCCAAUAAUCCUUUGGCAAUCAUGGCGCCUUUCUACCAGUGGAUGGACACGGAAAACUUCGAGCUGCCUGAGGAUGAUCUCCGUGGAGUCCAGCAGAUUUACGGACCCCCAAGCAGCUCUCCGACCCAGGCGCUGCCCACUGUGACCCCGCGACGUCCGGCUCAUCCAGACCCUAGAGCUCCUAAUCCUCCUAAAAGUCCUCCAGGAGCACCUCCUCGCCGCCCAGACAAGCCUCGCACCACCGACCGCCCGGAUCACUAUGGCCCCAACAUCUGUGAGGGCAAUUUCGACACCGUCACCAUGCUCAGGGGAGAGAUGUUUGUUUUUAAGGGUCGCUGGUUCUGGAGAGUGCGGAGGAACAGAGUGCUGGAUAAUUACCCCAUGCCUAUCGGACACUUCUGGAGGGGUCUGCCGGGAGACAUCGACGCCGCAUAUGAGAGGCAUGAUGGGAGAUUUGUGUUUUUCAAAGGAAGUCAGUACUGGUUGUUCAGGGAAGCCAACCUGGAGUCCGGUUACCCUCAAGAGCUGAUGGACUAUGGCAGAGACAUCCCGUACGAUAAAAUAGAUACAGCCAUCUGGUGGGAGCCUUCUGGCUUCACUUACUUCUUCAAAGGAGACUGGUACUGGCGCUUUAAUGAGCAGGACAGAGCCGCAGAUCAGGACUACCCUAAACCAAUCAGUGUGUGGGGCACUUCUGUGCCGUCGUCUCCCAAAGGGGCUUUUCUCAGCGAUGAUGGAGCCUAUACAUACUUCUAAGGUGCGAAGUACUGGAAAUUUGACAACCACAGAAACAGUGAGCCAGGCUACCCAAAAUCUAUUCUUAGAGACUUCAUGGGCUGUAACGUGGACCUCGAUCCUGACAGAGACACUGAUGUGGACCCGGGACGCAAGUGGCCUGACCGGCCACCCUUCAAUCCAGACGCUGGCCGAGACAAAGACAAGGACAAGGACAAAAACAAGGACAAAGAGAGAGACAACACCAAUGACGCUGACUCUAGAAGAGACGGAGGAGAAAACCAAUGAGGUGGAUGUGUUCUGAAGAUAGAUGAGACGGAGCGCACUAUGAACAUCAUCAUGGUGACGGUACCCCUGGUCCUGGUGCUGUAUCUGGGAUUGAUCUACGCCAUCAUUACGCUACAGAGGAAAGGAGCACCCAAGUAUUUAGUUUACUGCAGACGAUCAUUGCAGGACUGGGUUUAAACCUCUCGGAAUGACCUGCGUCCUGGUUAUGCCUUUUUAAUUCAAUCAUCUAAAAAACUUUGCACACAAAAAAUACAUACACACGCAUACAGAUACUGAUACACACUCACAUAUUCAUGUUCAUCCUUCUUUCCUUUCCCAUGGUGCUCUCCUAACAUCUUGACUAGUCUAUUUAUAUUAGAAAGUUUGCACAUUGAUUUUGUUUUUAUUUUCCUUUUUAAUAUAUUUUUGGAAUUUUUCAA
Molecule: messenger RNA, 2105 nt
Organism: Danio aesculapii
Lineage: Eukaryota; Metazoa; Chordata; Actinopteri; Cypriniformes; Danionidae
Gene: mmp15b
Product: matrix metallopeptidase 15b
Biological process (GO): collagen catabolic process; proteolysis; extracellular matrix organization
Cellular component (GO): extracellular matrix
Molecular function (GO): metalloendopeptidase activity; zinc ion binding
Source: RefSeq, a predicted model, not a curated record